UACCUGGAACUGAAUCCCGGCUGACGCGAGCUCCGGCCGUAUCUUCUAUUGUCUUUUAUCCAGACCGCGGGGCAGCCACGUAACUGCCCGCCCUGACAUGCCCCCCUUGAUGCCUAUCGAGUACUGUGGCAUGGUCCACGAACGGGACCAUCUCACCACCACCCGAGAGUCUCGCGAACGGAGACUAAGCUCCAUUAGUCUACAGUCUAGUUGGGCAUGGUCGGUUUCAGACCUUGAGACCGAUAGCAACCGGACUGUGGCUGCUGAAUGGGGUCAUUGCAAAGACUCUGCAGCCGAUCUCAGCACGCAGAACCCGGACGUUGGGGUAAAGGUUGAUGUUAUCGGCACCGACUUAUACGGCUUGCAGGCGAUGAAUGCUUCCAUCAACAUGAAAGAGAUGACUACCCCUACCCAACCGACUCCGUUUGAACGAUUCAUCAACACUCCGGAGCCCUACGAGUUGAUUGCUCUAUCAUUGCCAGUGGGCCCAAGACCCCGGACAGAGCUACGCAGGCAAGCUGCGAUCGUCGCUCUCAGGAAUGUUUGCCUGCCCGCCGCCCGACAGAGUCCGAUGACCCGAUAUUUGGCUAGCGGACUGGAGGCCCAUGAACUGCUUGCGCUCUCUCUUCAGCAGUCGAGCAAUGGACCGCCGCGUGGAACUCCGGACUAUGCCGCCCAGUACCCUGUGUCUUCUAUCUCACUGACGGACCGGUCUGGUGAAGAUGAAGAGGGUGACGAGAUCAACGAGGUUCUCCUGGCCAAGUACCGCGAGCGAAAGAGGAAACGGGCUUUGGAGCCUAUCCGUCAGCAUCGACAGGUGCGGAAGCGGCUUAGCACCUCUCCUGGACAGGAGAGCAAGGGUGUCGCUCGACGAUAGAGCACCUUGUCAUCGGAGUAG
Canariomyces notabilis is the source of this 898-nucleotide messenger RNA. RefSeq lists its product as uncharacterized. The record is from RefSeq and is a predicted model, not a curated record. Bases 98 to 877 code for a protein of 259 amino acids. The transcript is spliced from 3 exons. NCBI's taxonomy places the organism in Eukaryota, Fungi, Ascomycota, Sordariomycetes, Sordariales, Chaetomiaceae.